Molecule: messenger RNA, 382 nt
Organism: Penaeus monodon (black tiger shrimp)
Lineage: Eukaryota; Metazoa; Arthropoda; Malacostraca; Decapoda; Penaeidae
Source: RefSeq, a predicted model, not a curated record
CACUGACUGACAACAGCGACCACUCCCUCCCGCCGUCCACGAGGCAGUGAUCUCGCUCUGUGUACGAUUUCCUCGAGUGAACGGACUCCUGGACAUUCGUCGAACUGUUAUCCUGUAUACACAAAUGGAUUUUGGCCAAAUGACCCGACGUGCCCAGAGGCCAAAGCAAACGCCCGCCAUGGACGAGCAGGAGACAGUCAUCUGUUCGACUAAAAUCUAUAGAGAACCGGGAGAUUGCAGAACACCUCUUGUGCAAUUGACGUGCAGAGGAAAGACUGUCACCUUCUUGGUGGACACCGGGUGCUAUAAGAGCUCGCUGACCUCGAGGCAAAAGGCGAUCCUGGGGUACGACGACGAGAUGUGGAAAAAGGAUGAGUUUCAG